Carcharodon carcharias (great white shark) is the source of this 1692-nucleotide messenger RNA. RefSeq names its product Tu translation elongation factor, mitochondrial (gene tufm). Lineage: Eukaryota; Metazoa; Chordata; Chondrichthyes; Lamniformes; Lamnidae. The record is from RefSeq and is a predicted model, not a curated record. Gene Ontology annotation, molecular function: GTP binding; translation elongation factor activity; GTPase activity. Bases 85 to 1431 code for a protein of 448 amino acids. Gene Ontology annotation, cellular component: mitochondrion. The transcript has 11 exons. Gene Ontology annotation, biological process: mitochondrial translational elongation.
CACCGCCUGACCGGGACAGCGGCGGGGGCAAAGCGCGAUGACGUCACUUCCGGCCGGCGGGGACAAGGGGCGGAGCAAGUCAAGAUGGCGGCGCUGAGAGUGGGGCGAGGAGUUCCCAGCAGUUGUAUCUGGACCUUAUUGACUGUCAGAGCGACACCCCUGACACAUUGUGCGUUGGUGGCUCCCAUCCUCACACGGAACCUUGCGGCCGAAGCCAAGAAGACAUACCAGCGAGAGAAACCACAUAUGAACAUCGGCACAAUUGGGCAUGUAGACCACGGGAAAACCACACUGACUGCGGCUAUCACCAAAGUUCUGGCGGAGGCCGGGGGAGCCAAGUUUAAGAAGUACGAGGAUAUCGACAACGCGCCGGAGGAGAAAGCUCGUGGUAUCACCAUCAACGCCUCCCACGUGGAGUACACCACUCCGAACCGACACUACGCACACACCGACUGCCCGGGGCACGCCGACUACGUCAAGAACAUGAUCACGGGAACAGCACAGCUCGAUGGCUGCAUACUGGUCGUUGCGGCAACAGAUGGACAGAUGCCCCAGACCCGAGAGCACUUGUUACUGGCGAAGCAGAUAGGAGUGCAGCACAUUGUGGUCUACGUCAACAAGGCUGACGCGGUGGAGGACAAGGAGAUGUUGGACCUGGUUGAACUCGAGAUGCGCGAGCUGCUGACAGAGUUUGGUUACGAUGGCGAGAACACCCCUGUUAUCCUGGGCUCUGCCCUCUGCGCCCUGGAGAAUCGGAAGGAGGAGAUUGGAAGGGAUUCCAUCGUGAAGCUGCUGGACGCUGUCGACACAUUCAUCCCCCUCCCAGACCGGGAUUUGGAGCACCCCUUUCUCCUCCCCAUCGAGCAGAUCUACUCCAUCCCAGGCCGUGGGACAGUUGUGACUGGCACACUCGAGCGUGGUGUUAUUAAAAAGGGGGACGACUGUGAAUUUAUUGGACACAACAAGAACCUGCGAUCAGUGGUUACAGGCAUCGAGAUGUUCCACCAGAACCUGGACCGGGCAGAAGCCGGUGAUAACCUGGGUGCCCUUGUGCGAGGCCUGAAACGUGAAGAUGUCCGUCGUGGGAUGAUCCUGUGUAAACCAGGAUCCAUUAAGCCCCAUCAGAAGGUGGAGGCGCAGGUUUACGUCUUAAGCAAGGAGGAGGGAGGCCGUCACAAACCUUUCAUCGCGAACUUCAAGCCUGUGAUGUUCUCCCUGACGUGGGACAUGGCCUGUCAAGUGCAGCUCCCCACGGGCAAGGAGCUGGUGAUGCCCGGUGAAGACACCUCCCUGACGCUCACCCUCCGGCAGCCCAUGGUGCUGGAGAAGGGCCAGCGAUUCACCCUGCGCGAUGGUAACCGCACCAUCGGCACAGGCCUGGUCACCGCCGUCCACGAGAGCCUCGGCGCCGACGAAUUGAACUGGGGCUGAUUUGUACGGGCUCUACGUCCCACCCCGCUCCAUCACCACCUCCCGUCCGCCAACGAGCGGCCAGGGGAGGGGGGGUGGAAGGUUUCGCAAAGCUCGGAAGAUUCCAACAGAUGUUUCUCUCUCUCUCUCUCUCUCUCCCCCCCCCCACCCCGAAAAUGUUUUUUUUUUAUUUUGCAGAUUCCUCUAGCUCUAUGUCUAUGUGGAGUUUAAUUUAAAACACCUCGCGUUGUUAUAUUUUUUAAAUAAAGUCAGGCAAAACUG